GCCAGUGACGAGAUAUAUGUUAACAAAAACGGACAGAAAACAAAAGAAAAGUGAUCUCGAAAUCGAUAUAAAUAUCUAUAGAGUGAAUUUAAAGGGGAAUUCUAAGUGUUUUUUGUGAUAAUGGUGUCUGUGCAGACAAUAGCCACUAUCGUGGUUAAAGUAUUCAAAAUCGUUCUCAACAUCGUGAUCUUGGUACUCUAUCGUACUGGAUAUAAUGGCGAGUUCCUGGGAGUUGGAGGCACGUGGAACCUCAACGAGGAAAAGAACCCUGAUGCUGAAAUCGUGGCCUCCGGUGUAAUUGUGGGCUAUCUCAUUUACACACUCGUGCAAAUCGUCACGUUCCUCUUCGGCACUACUGAGCACAAGAGAGCUCUGUCCGAAAUCGUGAUGAACUUCAUCGGUGUGUUCAUGUGGAUUGCGGUUGGCGCUGUCGCGCUGCACUACUGGGGUGGAUACCAGGGAGAACACCAGUUCCAAUUCGUUUUUGCUGAAAAACAGGUUGGUUUAGCGGUCGGUGCAUUAUGUGUCAUCCAGGGCGCGGUAUAUCUCCUCGAUACAGCGCUAUCCGUCAUACAUUUCACGAAGGAAAUGCUGAAACUGGAGUAUCUGUACUCGGGCAGCCUGGUGAUAAUAUCACCCAGAUCGAAGGACUUUAUGUGUGAAGUCGACGUGUACGCCAGCAACAUUGCGCCACUAACGGAGAACGUGUCGGAGUACGGCGGCGGCGCACGAGUAAUCUGGGCCAUGUCGGCGGGAGACAGGGAGGCGGACGCGCAGGCCAAGAAGGGCGAAGAGGGCUCUGCCACCGACAGAGACAGCCGCGCAGCUGCUGUUCUCAAACAUAAUUGGUGCAUCGGCCUGAGGACGAUUGAACUGAUCCUUGCUGUGAUCGCCAUUGGGCUUAUAGAGGGUGCGAUGACCGCCCCCCAAGUGUUGCAGUCUGACCAUCGUCAUAUCGCCCUCAUCUUCUCCGCAUAUUCGAGUUUCAUCAUCAUCACCGGUAUACUAAUCAUCGCCCGCCUUUUCGGCGAGUCUGCUGGAUGGAAAACUUCCAUUGGGUUCUCUAUUAUUGGUGUCAUCAUGUUCACGGCUGCAGCUGCGAUUAUUUUUUAUGAUUGGCACAGAUCUUACUACGCUAAUAUUCGCCCGAAUAAAGAGGUCUACAACCUACUUAUAUCAUCUGGUGUCUUUGCUUUCGUUAACGCGGUUGUUUUUCUUAUGCACGCAUUCCUUACUUUCAGAAAAGAAGCCGAUUAUUAAUUUUAGUAUUGUAGCAAAUACUAAAUAUACACUUUUUUAAAUAAUUAUUUAAUAUAAAAUAAAACACAUGUUUUUUUAGUAAUAUAGUUAAACAUUUAUCAUUUUUAUUUACUCCAAAGUAUUAUCGUAAGUGUAAUUAAACGUAAUAAUAAUUAAAUGUAUAUAAUAUCCGAGUUGUCCUGGAGAGUAGCUUUUUUAAUAGUUAUAAAAUUAUAAUAUAUUUAUUAUUAUAAGUUGUCCACUAUGCAGCUGUUGUCAUAAAUAAAAAAAAAAAACAUUGUUUUGGCCGAGACAGUGCAAGUUAAAAUAAAUAUAAUAUACUUGCUUAAAAUAAAUAUAAUGUUAACUAUAUCUACUUAGCUUUUCUUAAGUAUUAAAUAUAAGAUUUUCAAUGAAAAUGGUAUAAGUUUUAUUAGUUAUAGUUUUGAUUGUAAUUGAUGUGCAAUUUUGUAUUUAUUAUUCCAUCCGAAGUACUAAAACAUUCCGUUUUAAUUUAAUUAAUACAACUAUAUAACUAUUAAAUUUAAAAACAACGAAAGAUCCACCGCUCUUUAUUGUUAAGUUUAACACUUACUUUAAAUCAUUAUUAAUAAAUUAACAUUUGUUGACAUUUUUAUAGAUAAAAUAUUGUCGGAAUAUAAUUAAAAAAUAUUACACACAAUAAAGGUUAUCGUGCACUUAUUGUACUCUAAAAUCGGCAUAUUAUAAAGUCUUGUUACGACGAAGUAGCGAGUGACACGCGGAAUCCUUUUCACAAAAAUAAUAGCUUUUUUACUUUUAUAAUGUAUGAGCAUCAUGAAACACACACACACACACACAUGCAGAACACGAUUGUAACAAUACCCAUUAUUAUAAAUACAUAAGUAUUAGUAUUAGAUGUAUUUUUUUAGUUUUUAAGUCUAUAUAGGAAGACCAAAGCAGUAAUCAGUAUCCGUCCAGUGGUAGUUAAGUUUUGUAUUAUGUUGAUUUUUCUUAUAUUCUAAAUUCUAUCUGUCAUCUGUCACAAAAAUCUACAUUGGCUAAAUAGAAGUGGUCAUAACAUUUAACUUUCAAUACGUCUUGUUAAUUACUCACGCGUUUAAAGUCUUUUUUAUUAUUUUAAUGCUACUUUUAUAUUAUUUCUAAAAUUAAUUUAAAAUAGACGCUUUCUUUAACGUUUAUUUUGUAUUAUUGUUAAAAAUGUAAUCCUUAGGUUUAAGAAAAUUGUAAUAAUAUAUAAUUAAUUAUAAAGACAACAGAUUAUAGAAGUCAGCGAUAAGGGACUUAAUAUUUUGCACCAUCCCAUUCGGAUUGUAAUUAAUUUAAAUAAAAUCAAGCAAAUUUAUUAUAUUGUUUUUAAGAACACGCAUAACGUGUAUUCCGGCGCUAAUGUUACCUUAUAUUAUGCUUUUGGUAAAAGGUACCCGCGUAACACAGAAAAUGAUGAUAUAGUGUUGUAUUUCUCAUUAUAAAUGCAUCGAUGUUGUGACUCGGUUGUUUGUAUAUAAUAUUAUGAAAUAUGGAUUGUAUCGACGUAAUUUUAUAAAUAAAUAUAAUUGCACAAA
Vanessa atalanta (red admiral) is the source of this 2804-nucleotide messenger RNA. RefSeq lists its product as uncharacterized. The transcript is spliced from 9 exons. Gene Ontology annotation, biological process: septate junction assembly. Lineage: Eukaryota; Metazoa; Arthropoda; Insecta; Lepidoptera; Nymphalidae. Bases 121 to 1260 code for a protein of 379 amino acids. The record is from RefSeq and is a predicted model, not a curated record.